UUUCUGAGGACGCAAGGACGCCUCCAACAAAUUACAGAGGUUACAGAGGGCUUAUUCGUUGAGCGAUUCCGGCGGCUGGCUAGGGUUUUUCUGAUCGCUAUUCACCAGUAGAUGAUCAAUGGGUUCGGUAGAAACGUGUGGCAGAUUUGAUGAAGAGCAUAUAAUGACUGACGAGGAAUUCGUCUUCUACAGGAAUGAAGUCGUGAAGAGCGAGGGCUUUGAUAUUCCUUCCAUGCCUGACGUCUCCUCUUUUCACAUGAUCCAACCAUGCAACUUAAACCGCGAGGACGAAUACAUCUUGUUCCAACAAUAUUCGCAGCUUGCAAUUGACGAAUACCACCGUCGCUUCAAGGAUACAAGUGCAAAGCUGGAGCUUGUGAAGGUUUUAAAAACAAUGUCUAUGGUUCUUGAUAUAGUCAGGUUUUUCAUCACCUUUGAGGCCAAGGAUCUUGAUGAUGGAGGUAAGACUAAGACCUAUCAAGCUGUAGUGCGUAUGGAUGUAUUUGGGGAGUCCGUGUUGUCUUUCAGGCUAAAACCUACUGAGGAUGAACAAGGAGAGGCUGAUGAUGGAAAUCUUCUCCUUUUUUGGGAGGCAAUCUUGGGAAAGAAUGGUUUUGGGAAGGUCAUCUUGCAGAUGGUUUUGUAGUUUGAGAAGAUUUCUGACAGGUGACAUGCUUGUGGAGCUUAAGGAAGGAGAUUGUGGGAAAUAGGUAAUUAAUUAUGAUGCAAAUGGAAGAAUAGUACUUCUAGUCUUGAUGAAGUAUCUGUGAUGCUUCCUUGAUGGUUGCUUUUGCUCACUUAAUAUUGUUUGCAGAACUCAUGUUUUAAAUAUUACACUUGGAUAGCUGCUAUGUA
Juglans microcarpa x Juglans regia is the source of this 855-nucleotide messenger RNA. RefSeq lists its product as uncharacterized. Bases 119 to 646 code for a protein of 175 amino acids. The record is from RefSeq and is a predicted model, not a curated record. The transcript has 7 exons. Lineage: Eukaryota; Viridiplantae; Streptophyta; Magnoliopsida; Fagales; Juglandaceae.